Molecule: messenger RNA, 1467 nt
Organism: Aspergillus neoniger CBS 115656
Lineage: Eukaryota; Fungi; Ascomycota; Eurotiomycetes; Eurotiales; Aspergillaceae
Product: proline-specific peptidase
Exons: 2
Coding region: 371-1288 (305 amino acids)
Biological process (GO): proteolysis
Molecular function (GO): peptidase activity
Source: RefSeq, a predicted model, not a curated record
CUAGGGAGUGAGGCACACAAUUCAGGAGAGACCCCUGAAAUCGGAGGCUUAAUCAAGCCGCCGACCCAUCCCACAUAUGCUUCGAAGACUGUGUGCUGACUGAUAGACAUUCAAAGACCCCGGACUUUGUCCGGGGCUUUGUCUAAUUGACGCAAGUUCAUUAUGACAGUGAUAUAGUGUUGGUGGGGUUGUCUCACAAGCUGGAGGGGCCGGGCCAUAGGCUAACCUCGGGGAAUCUCUUGGGUGUGGUGGUGUCAAACUCAAGAGAGGCUGUUUUGUCUGAACCUUCACCCCCUCCUUUUUCUUUGCACGUUAUCACAACUCCAUACUAUUACUGCCUUGACAAACAUUCUGUGUCGAUCUUUCCAGUAUGGUGGCAAGUACUGUUCAGGAGGGAACAGCUUCGUUCCAUUAUGCUAGUCUUCCCCAGCCUGCCCAAACGUGGUACCGGAUCUAUGGCGACAUCAAGGCAGGCACACCAUUAGUAGUCCUGCAUGGCGGGCCGGGCUUUUGCCACAACUACAUGCUGCCCCUGGCUGCACUGGCUUCCGAUCGUGCCGUGAUUCUAUACGAUCAGAUCGGAAAUGGAUUGUCCUCCCACUAUCUGGAGAAACGCGGCGAUCAGGAGUUCUGGACGGUCGACCUAUUCAUCGCGGAGCUGGAAAACCUGCUUCAGCACCUUGGUAUUGCAGGUCAUUUUGAUCUGCUGGGUCAUUCCUGGGGCGGAAUGAUGGGGAUGGAUUUCGCCGCUCGUCAGCCGGCCGGACUGCGCCGGCUGAUCCUAUCGAACUCCCCGGCCUCGGUUGCACUGUGGCUUGAAUCAGUCAACCGACUCCGCGCUACGCUGCCCCAAGAGAUUCAAGACACGCUGCAGAAGUGCGAAGCAGAAGGGCGGCUUGAUUCGAAGGAAUAUGAAGAUGCAACGGUGGAGUUCUUAUCCCGAUUCUGUUGCCGGACACAGCCAUGGCCCGAGGAGCUUAUGCAAAGUCUCGUCUGGACCACGGAGAAGGAUUCUACCGUCGCUGCCAGCAUGCUCGGUCCCUCCGAAUUCUGGGUCGAAGGGUCUCUUAAAAAUUGGAGCGCAUUGGACCGCAUUCACCGGAUCCAGGUUCCCACACUGGUGAUCAAUAGUAAAUAUGAUGAAGCGCAGGACAGCGCCGUGGAACCGCUCUUCUGGGGUAUUGAUAAGGUGAAGUGGAUCACCUUGUCGGAAGGUUCGCACUGCCCGCAGUUCGACGACCGCGAGAAGUACCUGCAGGUUGUUGACGAAUUCUUGGGCCGCGCAUAGUGCUGGGGGUGUUUCUUCGAGGGGGUCACUUAUCGGUUUUAGUUUGAGCUCUAGGGGCCUGAAGACAGUCCGUGCCGUUAGUUUCAGAUGGUUGCAGGAAACCAACCGACUAGUAUGAGAUGGUUGAUGUGCUAAUGUGAACCGAUUUAUGACCAUUGUUCAAUUUGGCGUUAGCCUGC